AUGUUUGCCUUUGUGGCUAUUAGCAUUCUGCUUAUUGGGAUUUAUGGGCAGUCUAAUAACCCCAAUUCAGAACAACAAGACGCCCUUUUCCAACAAUACGAGACGCAGGUGGCGCAGGUUCUCGAACAGGCUUCGCAUGGCGUCAAAUGCUAUACAGACUAUGUGCCAAGAGUCGAGCACGAGAGCCCAACGCUAUCCGAAGUGUUUAGCUUGGAUAAGUGUCACGAAGCACAUGACGCCCAUACAAUUUAUCUCCGAGAUGCUCGCAAUACAGCUCGGCAGCACAAUUUCACAAGAGACCAGCUACUUGACAAAAAGCUGCCCUACGUAUUCAACACUCAACAGGGGGGCCAGGAUGAAUAUACAGAGGCAUACCAAAUAAAGCUUCAGCAACUUCGGGACGCGGCAAACUCUGCACAAAAGGUGUAUAAAGCUAAACGAGAUGUGGUCAUGGAAGCUACAACGGAAGCCGCAAGCAAGCUAAAGGAAGAGAGUAGCGAGCACGCCAAGGAAAUCGCCGGCGCUGGUAUAGCUGUUGGUGGAGUGGCAGUCACGGGAGGAGUUAUAACCUUUGGGCCUUUCCUGGCCAAGGCAACUGAAGUUGCUGACCAUUUUCGCAAAUAA
Messenger RNA from Metarhizium robertsii ARSEF 23, 624 nucleotides. RefSeq lists its product as uncharacterized. The record is from RefSeq and is a predicted model, not a curated record. The transcript is spliced from 2 exons. The coding region runs from base 1 to 624 and encodes 207 amino acids. Lineage: Eukaryota; Fungi; Ascomycota; Sordariomycetes; Hypocreales; Clavicipitaceae.